This is a messenger RNA of Aedes aegypti (yellow fever mosquito), 4677 nucleotides long. RefSeq names its product ice-structuring glycoprotein. NCBI's taxonomy places the organism in Eukaryota, Metazoa, Arthropoda, Insecta, Diptera, Culicidae. The transcript has a single exon. Bases 267 to 1211 code for a protein of 314 amino acids. The record is from RefSeq and is a predicted model, not a curated record.
ACCCAACACCCAGUCCUUCAGCCACAUCUGCUACUUAUGUUCCACAAACAUCCACAGCAACCCUAAUUGCUAAUACCAGUAGUAGUAAUAGUGCUCAGAGCACGAUUUUGACCAACAGCAGUUACUAUACUAGUAGUGGUAACAGUGUUAAUAUUAAUAACAACAAUAGCAAAGUAAAUAACAAAAAUACGACACUCGUCAAGUCACUCUCACUGCAAUCGGUUUCGUCAAUCGGUACAGGCCUAAGCCAUCUUGCCAACGGUCAAAUGCACUCGGAAAACGACCUCAGUAGCAUCAAGUCCGAGCCUCACCUCAGCGAUAAAGAUGAGCAAACCUUGAGCGAAGCUAACAGCAAUGCCCUACUAACCUCUCCAACUACCAGCACGUCUAGCUCGCAGUCUCAGACGCUUGUAUCCUCUGCGUCCACAACCCAAGCGGUCCCGGUUCCAAUCACCAGUGCAAUGCUACAAUCCUACUCGACAGCUGCCCACAUUAAUAGCUAUAACACCGCCGCUGGUCUCGCUAGCAUUCAAGCACAGGCGCAGUCAUAUGCCGCCCAGGCAGCUGCCGUUGCACAAGCGAAUCAAGCCGCCGCUGCUUCUGCACAAUACACAGCACACUACGCUGAUGCCGCCAAUCUAGCCAAGGAAGUUGCCCAGAAGAACUACGCCAAUGCACUCAAAAUGGCUGCCGCUUCAAAUGCCCUAACCGGUAAACCACUGACCGCUCUCAGCUACACGGGAGUUGCCUUGAACAAAACCGGAGUCAUGCCUCAGACUCCGGCGUACGCAGCUGCAGCCGCCGUGGCCACACCAGCCGCUGCCCCAUCUUAUCCACCACCUCGCAUUAGCACUCCUGCCGUAGCUAUGGCAGCUGCUACUCCUCAGCAGUCAAUGCUUCCGGCCAUUACGCGUCCGCCACCGCCCAUUUUGCCACAAGCAGCCUUCGCGCAAAUGUUACGUCCUCAAAUGCCGGCCAACUUCCAACACCCUUACGCAGCCGCAUUCGCUGCUCAGCAACAGUUUCUUAACCAAAGCCUAAUGUACCCGUCCUUCCCGGCCGGUGGCUACCAAUUCGGCACCCCCAUGCAUGCAGCUAUGCCUGCGACUAACCUGACGGCAAUGCCCCAGGUACAACAAGUACCAACGCCCGGUGCUACCCCCGGCAGUGCAGUCGUACUUAAUCCCUACAAAAAGAUGAAAACCUCAUAAGUGCAAUCAGCAGCCGUAGCAAACCGCACUCAAACACUCAAAUUGCCAUGCGUAGAACAGCACUUACAUCUGCACCUUCCCGAAUUACACUAACACAUCCAUCUCGCACUAAUCGUUGCCAUGAUUCAGCGAACCAUCGUCGUGAGCUGAAGCAAAAAAGUUGAUUAAAACAAUAAGAAAUUGAGAAGAUGAUAGUGCCUGAAAACACACUGAACAUUAAGAACGAUAACACAAAGAAGUUCACCAAGAAAAAAUGAAAACCUAAUAGGAAGAGUAACACCAUUUUAUCGGAAGUAACAAAACAAAGUAUAUUUUUCUCGACGAUAGCAUCGUUUGAUAAAGGAUAGAACGUAAGAUUAACACACAAACCUUGGAAAACACUUGAUAACAUUGAGUGAUCUUGUCAGUACGGUUAAGUAAACUAAGAAUAGCAUCAGUUUUUAUCUUAAUAGUCUAAUAAGUUAGUUAAUGAUAAGUGCAAUUCUUUUUUUUUUUCUUGUUAAAAAUCAACUCACACAAGGUUCUCCGCUGAACCCUAAAAAUUGUACAGUUUCGCUAUAGUUUCUCACUUUUUUUUUGUUCUGUUGUUAACACGAUUCGUUUACGUUAUUUAUACGGGUAGUUUUUGGUUUCGGAAUUCAGUGAUGGAUGGAAGCGGAAGGAAUGAAAACUCUUGCGUAUAUGAUUGAAAAAAAUCAAAACCAAUGGAACUGUGAUAGCUUCACAAAACAUACAAGCACAUAGAAGAGCGAGCGCCCGUGUGAGAGCGUUCACCAAUACACCUACACAAGCAUGCUGCAAUUCAAUCGCUUCAAGUCACACGCACACAUAUGAGGAUGUUGCGAACGGGAUGAGGUUUACACCUUGGUUUGAUUGGUUGGCGUUUCGUUUUUUUUUUUUCUUUUUCGUUCCCGCAGCCGCGUAACCGUUUUUGACCAUGAGCAUAAUAAUAUUGAAAAUCAAAUUUCGAACUAGUAGUCAUGUUAGUGAAACUGUUUUAGACGUUUUAAAAACAAACCUAGAAGUGCAUUUUAUAUAUUUUUUGUGUUUCGUUUUUAUACCAGUAGGGGUGUAGAGACAACAACAACACUCUUGAGGUGUUUUGUACAUAAUUGAUAGAAUUGAAUGAAAACAUUGUUGUGAUAAGUUUUUCAUUUAACUAGAUUUGUUCCUUAAACUUAUUUACUCGAUACUUUUGUAAACAGUUAUUUAUAAACUAAGAUACAGUAGGACGUAAGUUUCAGCAAAUAUUUUACCAUAAAACAGACGAAAAUAAUCAAAAGGUUGUGUAAUACAUAGAGAUGCUGUCGGAUUUGCUGUAGGUUGAUAAGCAUAAAGAAUAUUAGGGAUGAAGAUGACGGUUUUCAAGCAGACACGUUUUAAGCCUCUUCGUGGUAGUUUGACGUACAGCACAUCAAAACAAGUUUCAGAACAAUGAAUAUUAACACUAUUACCGCUACUAUUAUAACUGCAACUGCUGCUACUUAAUGAAUGGUGAACGAAAAAAAAACUCUCAUAAAUGAAACCAUGAUUACUUACAAUAAUAUUGUUCAAUCAUACAAAGAAAAUUUCGCAAAACUGAGCAACGCUAUUACUACUACUACUAUUACUACUAUUACUGCUACAAUUACUACUACGAUUACUAUUGCUACAAACAGCUAUUGAUAACGAAAAAAGUGUAAUGACAAUGUGUUACCUAUAAUGUUGGGGAAAAUGCUGUAUCGCUAGAGAUAUGACCGCUUGAAACAUUGAAAUAAAAGUGACUAAAAUAGUUAUCCUCUCACCAGUAAUCAAAAACCACCCAGAAUACACGCUCUUGAAUGCUUACAUUACGUAUAAUUGUACAUGUAUGAUGAACAAAAAAAAUCGAACUACUAUUUUUGCACGUAAUUACUACACAUACUAUGCCAACUCAUUUAUGCGAUUUGCAAGAAAUAAAUGAUUUGAUUUUCAGCUGUAGUUUCGAAACAGUCAAUAGUGUUUAGCCCUAGUGUCCAUUGCUAAAAGUAUUCUUGGUAGACGCGUAUCUACAUAGUGAGCUAGAGAAAGAGGAAGAGAGACGAUAACUAGAACAAUCAUUGAUAGUAAAACUAUUUGCAUUGAUAAUGGUAAUACAAAAUAAAAGCAAGAACCAGUAGACAAUUACUCCUCCCCACGAUUUGUAAAUUAUUGAUAGGUCGAAGGUAAACUGCAUGGAAUUGUAGGAGGUUUUGGAAGAAGGUGACAAAGUGCUUAAAACACACGGGAAAACAGCCUCUGAUCAAAAAUGUAGAGUGGUAGUGGAUUGUCGCAAAUCAUCUUGAACAUAAACCAACUUAAAUUUUGAGAAAAAAAAACAAAUCUGCAAAUGUUUAAUGCUAAGCGUUAGAUUGCUACUACUAAUACAUUAUACUUAACUUUAGAUUGUCCCACGCAAUGUGAACAAUGAAAAUUAUAUAAAACAGUAAAAAUGCUGAAUAAAUCAUCUAGAGUUUAAGAUUUGUUGCAUUUUUUGUUCAGUUUACAUAAUUUUGUUGUGCUACUUUUUGUGAAGAUUGCCGUAAAAUUGUUACAUUAUUGGAUAAUAGUUUUCCUUUUAGUUGUACUUGAUUGUGAUUGAAAACCGCACAUAGCUAUAUAUACAUAAAUUGUAAUUUGUAUUUUUCCUUUGUUUAAUCGAUGAAAUCAACUACUGAAAGUAACUCCAAUUUGCUUAUUUGAAGGUAUUUUUACUGUACUCUUUUAGUUGUGUAGAUCAUUUCUUUGUUUUGCCUAUCAAACACGCCUGGAAUACAACUCGUAGUAUGAUUGUACGCCUGCAAGCUUUUUAUCGCCCCUCACGUUGAAUAUUCCUCACAUCACACACGCUCCACCCUCACCUUUACGCACUUAAGUUAUAAAAAAACUGCAUUGUUCAGCCGUUAUUAUUUCCAUAAUUGAAAAGAGAUUAUCCGUUCCGCAGAUUUGCCACAAAAAAAGAACGAAUAUUUAUUUGCUCACGCUUUUAUUCAAAAAAAAAACAUCACAUACUAACCCCCCAUUACACGCCACUACUGUGAGUAACGAGGUUCCCGAACUAUGUUGAAUAUAUUUAUCGUAAGGUUGCUUCACACAAAAAAAAAGUCCAUUUGGAUGCCACCCGAACAGCUACUUAUGUUUAUAAUUAUCAUAUAAUCUCAACAUGCAACAUUACGCAAAAUGAAUGAGCUUCUCCAAAUAUAUAUAAACAUUUUACGAAGAAUGGUUUAUGGUUAUCAGUCGAAUUUCAACUGCUUUCUUUGUUGAUUAAAUGGGACUUCUUUUCAUUAAGAGUUGAUGUUUAUGUAUAGAUCGAUUAUCGCUUUCUUUCCUCAUGUGUAAGUUGAAUCUCAUUAGUGAGCUACGAACAAAUGUAUCGACUACUCAGCAAACAAACCUUUCGUAAUAUCUUCUUAGAAUCCAAGCAAACCCUAUAUGCUUUUUUCUUUUUUUUUUUUAAUUAUCUUCA